AUGGACUAUUUCUCAUCACUUAAUGCGAACUCAUUAGAUCCUGAUACACCUACAAUUUUUGAACUGCUGUCAGCCAAACAGCUUCAGGAUCUCAUUUCGCCAUCUCUUCGAUAUAUUAUCACAUUCUAUGCUCAAAGGAAUCCCCAGUAUUUAUUGAAAAUAGCGAACCGAUAUGAUGAGCUGUACCUUUUGUUAAUGGGACUUGUGGAAUACUAUCAUCUCAAGAAUUGGAAUUCAUCUUUCACAGAAAAGUUCUAUGGUAUCAAGCGGACCCGUAAUCUGGCUACUGGAGCAUCACUUAACACAAGAUUAGCAGCUCCUGCUCAAUUCGAGAAGCAUAGAAGACUCACAAAAAAGCAGGUUCUAGGCUCGUUGUUCUUUGUGAUGGUUCUUCCAUAUAUAAAGGAAAAACUGGAUGCACGACAUGAGAUGCUCAAAGGUCGAUAUAUGUUCCGUAGUGCGGAGCAAGACAGAAUAAGAGCAUAUGAAUCUGGUCAAUUGAAACAAAAAGUACAAUUUGAAUUCGACCAGAUUCUUCUAAAAUGGUAUCCUACAGUAACAAUGUUGGAAUCGUCAGCCUCCCUAGCAUUCUAUCUAUUUUAUUUAUUCUCCAAAACCAGCUCAUCUGGACCAGCAGACUUCCUUCUCGGCAUGAAAUAUUCUCGUAUGAGCCAAUAUGACUACCAGCUUCACGAUAAGCCUGUAGUUCCCUCAUUAAUAGCGGAUUCUGAUGGCGACAACGACGUAGCCAAUUCAUUUGGCGACAAACUCGUCGACCUUAUCACGACCACUCAAGGACUUGUCAAAGUAAAAGAUAUCACGCUCUCCGGCCUGUCAUUUGCCCUUCCCACAUCCAUGUUCCUAUUAAAGUUUCUCGAGUGGUGGAAUGCCAGUGACUUUGCGCGACAAUUGUCGAAAAAGACUCGAGGCAAUGGCACUGAAGACGAGAACCUGCCAGUUCCUGACUACCCUCAAGCCCGCACCGGCUCUGGCCUGUGUCCACUCUGCAGCCAACCCCUCACCAACCCCACAGCCAUCGAAACAGGUACCGUCUUCUGCUACCUCUGCAUCUACCGCCAUCUCGAAAGCGGCAACGCCCAAACCGGCGGCCGGUGUCCCGUCACGGGCCAGCGACUCCUAGGAUGUAAAUACUCGCCCGAAAAAGAGGGCUGGGAGGUAUCCGGCCUCCGCCGUUUAGUGUUGUAA
Messenger RNA from Sugiyamaella lignohabitans, 1206 nucleotides. RefSeq names its product ubiquitin-protein ligase peroxin 12 (gene PEX12). The coding region runs from base 1 to 1206 and encodes 401 amino acids. The record is from RefSeq and is a predicted model, not a curated record. Gene Ontology annotation, cellular component: peroxisomal membrane; peroxisomal importomer complex. Gene Ontology annotation, molecular function: protein binding; zinc ion binding; ubiquitin-protein transferase activity. The transcript has a single exon. Gene Ontology annotation, biological process: protein monoubiquitination; protein import into peroxisome matrix. NCBI's taxonomy places the organism in Eukaryota, Fungi, Ascomycota, Dipodascomycetes, Dipodascales, Trichomonascaceae.